Penicillium argentinense is the source of this 1947-nucleotide messenger RNA. RefSeq lists its product as uncharacterized. Lineage: Eukaryota; Fungi; Ascomycota; Eurotiomycetes; Eurotiales; Aspergillaceae. The transcript is spliced from 2 exons. Bases 1 to 1947 code for a protein of 648 amino acids. The record is from RefSeq and is a predicted model, not a curated record.
AUGGCGUACAAUCCAGACGGAUACCGGUCAACCCCCAAUCCCUACCAGAUGGGACAUAUCUCCCCCGAUUCAAAGGACCCUUACGGCCCUCCUCAGCCUCCGUAUCCUUCUUAUCAUGAAACCGAACACCUGAAUAUGCCCCAGCCGCAGAUGCCUCCGCACCCGUCGUCGACGUCGAGCAUGGAUGGAUACGCAGAGUCGCCCCGCGCGGAGAGCACGAAUCCGGGCCAUAUCAACGACGCGGUCAACUCGGCGGUAAGGAACGCAAAUACAUCGGCCUACCUCUCGCCAGACGUGCUGUCGCAGAUCACUGCGACGGUCAUCCAGCAGCUCAAGGCCACCGGCCUCGAUAGCAGCAAUCUCCAGGGAUCCGGUCCCCCACCUGUUCGAUCGCAAUCGCAACAACCACCAUAUGCUGCGGCGGACGGGGGAGCCCGCCCGCACUCGGAGUCGCCGCCCAUUGCUUCGCAGAGAAGCGGGUCGGUGCCUGUAGAGAAGCCCAUGUCCCAGAGUUUCGACACCAACCCAUACGUCCCGCGUGCUGCCUACGCAGGCGAGCCUCGCACAAACCCCAAACCCUCCCCCGAUUCAUAUUCCACUUCCCGCCGACGCGAGUCCAUGUCCAGUCAGGGUAGCCAACACACUCGUCCGAAGCCUCCUGAUCGUGACACGACCGUCAUGGAGAUGACCACGCUGGAGAGAAUCUGGGGGAAGCUGUUCGAGGAUGGGGAGCCCACCAAGAGGCUUGGUCAGUUCCUGCGUGGCAUUGCAAUGCACCUGAUCGAGGACUACCCGCCCGGCAACACCCUGGUUAUCACCACCGCAAAGCUGGAGAAGUUCUACAAGGACACCCAUGUACCUGGGGACCCAUACCCGUGGCACCUCAUAUGGGAUGACCGCACGUCAUCCGUCUCGAGAUUGUUCCGUGAUCUCAAGAUCUCGCACCAUCUGGUACAGGAGGAUGACUUGGGGGAGCGCCCCGAUGUCCCGGGAUUGACUCCCAAGGGGUUCGAGAAAUGGGCGACCAUCCUGAUUUUGGCCAACCCGAAUCGUGAAUACGAGCGGCUGCAAAAGGCCCUCGUGAACAUGCCCAUCAGCAAUCCCGAUGACAAGAGGGAGCGCUUCCCCAAGGAGAUCCCCCGCCGGCUCUUCCCUGAGACGCCAGACAUUGGAUUGCGAGAGGAGGCCGAGCAGUACAUCAUGGAGCGAUGCGGUGUUGACUUGCCUCACAUCACGGACGAGGAGCGCGAGGAGGCACGACCCAAGACAGCAAGUCGAUCCCCAGAGCCAGCGGUCGACUCCAGUGGCCGGGCGCGAUCCUACGAGCGAGGCCGACCUCCACCAGCCGCCGCCGCCGCUGCUGCUGCCUCGUCCUCCGCCGUGAUCGAUGAUGACGACCCCACCCCCUUCGUCUCUAUCGAGCGUGAGAGAAAGCCCUACAGCGCCCAGCCGGGAGGUGGAAAGAAGUACGAGGAUCUACCUCACCACUCUCGCAGCUCCGCGAGCUCUUUCUCCACCGCCAGACCGUCCGACCUCCCCCGGGCGUCAGAUAUUUCAGGCACCAAACCAGUUCCCCCGUAUGACUAUGAUUCUCGCUACGGCCGAGCUGGCCCCGGACACGGACAUGGACAUGGACCUUCUUCUCGACGAUACUCGCGCAGAUCUCGCAGCUCUUCUCGUGGCAUGAACCCACCACGAGCCGGCGACUACCGACACUCUGAGGGUGAUCUGCUGAACCGCGACAAUGUUCCUAGGUACGAAGGAGUGUCAGCAGCGGACUUAUACACGGAAUCACCGACUUCGAUUUUCCCGGAUACUGAUGACAUUAGACAUGGACAUAGAGAUCAUCGUGACUCGGCUCGCGGCCCUCGUCCCGAUGAAUAUCAUCGCGGAAUGUUGGGUGGACAUGGAGGUGGACCAGUGCAUGAGUACAAAAAGUACUACUAA